This is a messenger RNA of Beauveria bassiana ARSEF 2860, 303 nucleotides long. RefSeq lists its product as uncharacterized. Bases 1 to 303 code for a protein of 100 amino acids. NCBI's taxonomy places the organism in Eukaryota, Fungi, Ascomycota, Sordariomycetes, Hypocreales, Cordycipitaceae. The transcript has 4 exons. The record is from RefSeq and is a predicted model, not a curated record.
AUGUCCUUGUCGAUAGUUGGACCGAGCCUCGAUGGCGAGCCAAACCAAACAAUCGGGAACGCCGAGGCUAUGAAGCGACUGGCUGGCUACGUUACGUAUGGAUGGCCGGUUGCUUGUAUGCAAUUAAACGCAGGUGGAUUUGUGGUACUGUUAUUUGGGCCUGUGCAUCUCCUUAUACAUAUGAACAUGGCUGCGUUUCCUCCCAUUCGUCGGGACUCAGGGCUGCCACGCGAGGACCAUCGCAACUGCUGGAAACCUGACAGGGGACUGGGGCUGGCUAGUCAUCGACUCGUCGUCGUUUAA